This is a messenger RNA of Impatiens glandulifera, 2083 nucleotides long. Its product is annotated as pto-interacting protein 1-like. Lineage: Eukaryota; Viridiplantae; Streptophyta; Magnoliopsida; Ericales; Balsaminaceae. The coding region runs from base 198 to 1997 and encodes 599 amino acids. Gene Ontology annotation, biological process: protein phosphorylation. The transcript has 12 exons. The record is from RefSeq and is a predicted model, not a curated record. Gene Ontology annotation, molecular function: protein kinase activity; ATP binding.
AUGGCGGCCAUCUCUGCAGGCUAUAGCCUAUAUAUAUAAUUCUUCUAAACCUGCAAAAAUGGCGGCCAUUGUUGUAUUAAGGAAAGCUCACAAGAAGAAGAUACAAAGGAAUACGUCUAGCCAUAUCUCUUUCAGGCGAAAUCCAAGUCACUUGAAAUUUUGAAUUCCAGAUUCAACUGCUCAAGUUGAUUUUGGAAAUGGAUCCAUUAUAUGAGGCUGAACUCAAUGAAGAUGCACCAAAGGAAGUUCUACCAAUUGAAGUACCUUCCAUUUCACUCCACGAGUUAAAGGAAAUCACUAACAAGUUUGGACCGAAAACUUACAUCGGAAAAGGCUCAUUUGGAACAGUUUACCAUGCUCUUCUUAGUAAUGGAAGAGAAGCAGCCAUCAAGAAGUUGAAUGCAAACAAUCAACCCGAGGAUGAGUUUCUAGACCAGGUUUCUAUGGCGUCUCGACUGAAACAUGAAAACUUCGUUGAAUUGCUUGGUUAUUGUGUUGAGGGUAAUAAACGUGUCCUUGCUUAUGAGUUUGCAUCUAAGGGUACUCUGCAUGAUCUUCUUCAUGGAAAGAAAUGUGGUAAAAGAGAAGAAUCAAUCCCUGUUCUCUCAUGGACUCGAAGAGUAAAAAUUGCUGUAGGAAUUGCUAAGGGACUUGAGUAUUUGCAUACGAAAGCAGAUCCUAAAAUUUUCCAUGGAAAUCUUAGUUCAAGCAAUGUACUAAUCUUUGAUGAUGAUGUAGCCAAGAUUGCUGACUUUAAUUUAUCAAAUGAAAUUGUUGACACAACAUCUUAUGACUAUGUAAUGACUUCAGUAAAGAAUGAUGACAAAACUGAUAUAUAUAACUUUGGUGUCAUUUUGCUCGAGCUUUUGACUGGGCAUAAACCUAUGGAUCAUUCAGUACCUCGUAAACAGAAGAAUCUGGUGGCAUGGGUAAUUCCUAAAAUUGAUGAAGACAAAGUCUUAGAGUGCAUUGAUCCAAGCAUAGAAGGGGAGUAUGCUUUCAGUCAUGUAGAAAAGAUGGCUAGGCUUGCUGGGUUGUGUGUACAGGAAGAACCAGAUUUCCGACCUAACAUGAGCAUCAUGGUUAAAGCACUACAACCACUUCUAGACUCAGAAUUGGGCGUGACUUUCGAAAUGGAACCAUUACAAGAGGCUGAAGAUGUACCAGUUGAAGUGCCUACCAUUUCACUACACGAGUUAAAUGAAACUACUAAGAACUUUGGACCUGAAACUUUAAUUGGAAAAGGCUCAUUUGGAGCAGUUUAUCACGGUUUUCUUAGUAAUGGAAGAGAAGCAGCCAUCAAGAAGUUGGAUGCAAAUGAUCAAUCAUAUGACGAGUUUCAAUCCCAGGUUUCUAUGGCGUAUAUGUUGAAACAUGAAAACUUUGUUGAAUUGCUUGGUUACUGUGUUGAGGGUAAUGAACGCUUCCUUGCCUAUGAGUUUGCACCUAAUGGUUCUCUACAUGAUAUUCUUCACGGGAAGGAAUGUGUUAAUAGAGAAGAACCGGGCCCUGUCCUGUCAUGGAUUCAACGAGUUGAAAUUGCUGUAGGAGUUGCUAAGGGACUUGAGUAUUUGCAUACGAAAGCAGAUCCUAUAAUCUUCCAUGGAAAUCUUAACUCAAGCAAUGUACUAAUCUUUGAUGAUAAUGUAGCCAAGAUUGCUGACUUUGAUUUAUCAAAUGAAAUUGUUGACACGACAUCUCAACAUUAUAAAAUGUGGUCACUAAAGACUGAUGACAGACAUGAUAUAUAUAGCUUUGGUGUCAUUUUGCUUGAGCUUCUAACUGGCCGUGAAGAAAAGAAUCUAGUGGAAUGGGUAAUUCCUAAAAUUAAUAACUUGGAGGAGUACAUUGAUUCAAGAUUAGAAGGCGAGUAUCAUCUACGUCGUGCAACAAAGAUGGCUACGCUUGCUGGGAUGUGUGUACAAGAAGAACCACUUUUCCGGCCUAACAUGAGCAUCAUGGUUAAGGCUUUACAGCCACUUCUAAAUCCAGAAUGAAUCUGAAAAAACAAAUUAUGAAUGUUUUUUUUUUUGUAUAUUUGUAUGAAAACAAGGUGAUUAAUGAUUAUUGAAUGUUUGCUAAU